This is a messenger RNA of Ordospora pajunii, 363 nucleotides long. RefSeq lists its product as uncharacterized. The transcript has a single exon. The record is from RefSeq and is a predicted model, not a curated record. The coding region runs from base 1 to 363 and encodes 120 amino acids. Lineage: Eukaryota; Fungi; Microsporidia; Ordosporidae.
AUGGACAUUGAGCUGAUAAGUGCAGUGGUCGUCUCGUAUUCAAAGAUACUGCAUGAGAUGCAGGAGAUGAAAGCUGAUAUCAGGGCGAUUGCAAUGAGUAUGAAGAAGGAAGUGUCUGCUGUGCACUCGGCAAUGGAAAGCAGUCAAGAACCAUGCAUUCAUAUUGAAAGCCAGAGCGAUUCCAUUGAUGCACACAAUAUUGCAAGCAGUAAUGGAAUUAGUAGUAAUGUAGCUGCUAAUGGCACAGCUGAGAAUGGUAUAAAUGCCAACAGCAAAGAUGCUAGCAAUGCAAUUGAUGCAUUGGCUGAGAAUCCCAGCAGUCCGUAUGCCUGGUUUUUUAGUGAGAUUGAGAAUGAAAUAUGA